This is a messenger RNA of Schizophyllum commune H4-8, 1629 nucleotides long. RefSeq lists its product as uncharacterized. The transcript is spliced from 5 exons. NCBI's taxonomy places the organism in Eukaryota, Fungi, Basidiomycota, Agaricomycetes, Agaricales, Schizophyllaceae. The coding region runs from base 76 to 1629 and encodes 517 amino acids. The record is from RefSeq and is a predicted model, not a curated record.
CCCACCUAUCGCUCUCUUUAACCAUGUCCAGCACAGGUAAGCCUGUUGUAGUAUCUGCUGGGCACCACACAUCUGAUGCAAUCAACAGUGGACGAUCCGCUUUCUCCUCUCCCCGAACCCCCUUUUCCAAAGAAGACCACAUCAGGCUCGUCGCACAGCAGCGUCAAUUCCGGGGUCGAUGCGAGCAUCGGGUCUCGUGUGGCAAGCGACGGCGACAACAGAUCAUCCUCCACGAACAUCUCUCCUCACGACCUACAACCGUUUGCACAUCAGUUUGCAGUCCCACAUCACAAUCAAGGCACACGUGCUCGAAAUCCACCCGCACGAGACUGCAAACUGAUGUGCAAACGGUUGUAUGGCGAGGAAGAGCAGGAUCUCGUCAAGACGCUCCAUACAACGAACCCCACCAUCUGGGUCGCCAUCGCCCCUGACUCCCUGACUGGGGAUCUCGCUCAUGAGUGUGCCACCGCAAUACAGGCGCUCGCCCAGCGCCGACAAAUCAUUGACAUCGACAUCGCUUUUCGCGAAUCGGAAGUCAACUUGCUUGCAGGCCCACCCCUUCUCCCCCCGGCGACCGAUGUAGAUCCUCUGGCGCACGUCAAUGAUGCUCUCUCAACUGCUCUCAGCUUGCCUGUCGCCGGUCUUGGUACGGAUAUGCAGGGUAACCUAGGCGCCUACUUCGUUGUGGGGAAGGAGCUUUAUGCCUUCACCGCACGCCAUGUUCUCUUUAGUCACAACGGACCUAAUUACGAGUAUAGCUAUCCUCCGUAUCCCAAGAAGAAGGUUCUUUUAAUGGGACAACGAGCGUUCAAGGAGUACGCAGCCUUUGUCCGCGAGAAAAUCAACACGAUGGAACUCCUCGUUUUGGCGUGGACAAAACACGUUCAUGCCAUGGAGACGCGGGGCGAUACCAGUGACCGUGGGGUCCAGAAACUCGCGGACAAGCGUCGGCAGUUAGCAGCCUUUCAGGUCGAGCUAGUCGCCCUCAAGCACUUCCUCCAGCACGACAUACCCCGCUGGCGAGAACAGAAGAACCGCGUCAUAGGGCACGUCGUCUGGGCACCGCCGAUGGCACGCGAUCCCGAGUCCGGCUACACCUGCGAUGUCUGCGUCAUCAAAAUCGACAAGCGCAAGUUCAAGAAUCUUAGCGGGAACGUUCUCAGUCUAGGCCGAGAGAUCGCACCCCAGGAGUUCAUCAGGCGCAUGAUAGCCUCCACCUUUGCGUCCUUCAUCUACCCCGAGGACGGGCUCCUUCCUGCGCGGCAUACUACCCAUAGCCGACGUCACCAACUCCCAGAGGACUCCUUGCCGCGUUUCCUGUCCGCCGUACGGCACUACAGUAUCUCAGGCUCUUUCGAUACCGAUGAAGUGGCUAUCCUUCCCGACUCGGCUGCUCUUACCGACCCUGCUGCUCAUUCCGAUCCGUCCUUCUCUCGUGGCGGUGACUCUGGCUCGAUCGUCGUCGAUGAUCUCGGUCACUACGUCGGCAUGCUUACCAGUGGAGUGGGCGCGGCCGACACGAGCGAUAUCACCUACGCCACGCCAAUGGACUGGGUGUGGAAGGUUAUCAAACGACUUCUUCCUGAUGCUAAGCUCGACUUUGAUCCCGCGAGCUUCAUGGUAGCAUAA